Chaetomium globosum CBS 148.51 is the source of this 1872-nucleotide messenger RNA. RefSeq lists its product as uncharacterized. The transcript is spliced from 3 exons. Gene Ontology annotation, biological process: protein ubiquitination; ubiquitin-dependent protein catabolic process; negative regulation of septation initiation signaling. Gene Ontology annotation, molecular function: ubiquitin protein ligase activity; protein binding. The coding region runs from base 1 to 1872 and encodes 623 amino acids. NCBI's taxonomy places the organism in Eukaryota, Fungi, Ascomycota, Sordariomycetes, Sordariales, Chaetomiaceae. Gene Ontology annotation, cellular component: mitotic spindle pole body; cell division site; cytosol. The record is from RefSeq and is a predicted model, not a curated record.
AUGUUUACCCAACCCACGGUCUCAAGGAGGCCCACAUCCACGGGGCCUGGAAACCUUGUCGUCUCCCCCGUGACUGCGGCCCCCGCGUCCUCGACACCGCCCACCAGAGGUAGCCGCCUGCGAGGCUUGACAUAUCUCCGCAAUUACACCCAAACCCACAUCUUGUCCCGCGAACACAGCGCCCACAACAAUACCCACGCGCCUGCCGUUUCGAACCCACAACCCGCAACAUCAGCACCGUCACCACCGACCAUCUCAACAAAUCCUUGGUUCACUUCCGGGUUCACUUCCGCACGCCACGAUCACUCCACCACCACUCCCGCGCUAGACAACAACGACAGCAGCAACAUCAACAACGAUAACAAUAAUAACUAUAACCCCACCUCAUCGUCGACUCGCACCAACCGCUUCUCGCACCUCGUGCCUACUCUCGGACAGCCGCUUCGGCGAUCCCCUGACUCGUCGAAUGAGAGGGGCCCGUCCGGACCAGCAACAGGAAUCUCGUCUGAACUACGGGCAGCCGACGCCCCUCCCAUCCCUUUCCCCUCUUCCAAAAACGGUUCUAGAAUUGCCGACGGGAACCGCCAGACGACCGGCGAGAUGACACGAGCGCGCUCUGCGACCACCGGCGAUGCCCUCACCCGACACGACGGGGGCGGCGGUCUCGAUACUCUGCCCUCCAUUCGGUUCAGCACUUUCGUCGAUCCCCGCGCUACGCGGCCAUCGCUCAAGUUUGGUCCUAUCUCGCGCACCCUCCCAAGUGGCAGAGAAGUCAUCCGUGUUGGCAGGUAUUCGGAGAGGGAUAGCCAGCCCAAUAUCCCGGUAAAUGCUCCCUCAGCAGCCCCCGUAGGCUUCAAGAGCAAGGUGGUCAGCCGACGCCACUGCGAGUUUUGGUACGAAGAGGGGAAAUGGUAUAUCAAAGAUGUCAAGAGUAGCUCAGGCACUUUCCUCAACCACAUCCGACUAAGCCCUCCUGGCACCGAAUCCAAACCGUACCCCGUGAACGACGGUGAUAUUGUCCAGCUGGGAAUCGACUUCAAAGGGGGCGAGGAGAUGAUCUUCCGAUGCGUCAAGAUGCGACUGGAGCUAAACCGCGGUUGGCAGAACAAGCUAAAUACUUUCAACAUAGCGCCGUGUCAGUGUCUCUUCGUCGCACCUUGCUCUCACACUUGGCACUAUAAAUGCAUCCGCUCUCUGCUCUCGUCGCCGUCCUUCCCCAUCUUUAUCUGCCCUAACUGCCGCGCCGCCGCCGAUCUCGAGGCUGAAGUGGAGGACCCAGAAGAGUGGGAGCAGCUCUCUGACGAAGGCGCCGUAGCGCCGCAGGGAGCGCUAUUGCAACCUCCUUUGGUCGACCCCAACAGUCAGAACAGCAACUCUCCUUCCGCGCCCCGUAAAUCUCGAGAAUCGGUACGCAGCACCCGUCUCUUCGCCGCUCAGCAGCAGCAGCAAUUACAACCGGCCGAAGACUCCAACAUGGACCUGCUCAUGAGUUCCUCGCCUCCCCGGCAAGAAUCGCCACCACAGCUUGACGGCGCUGUUACCCUCGCAGACCCUAACCUUCUGUCACACACUCUGUCAACCCCGAUGCCCAUCCCCUCCCCCGCCCAACGCACUCUACCCAACGGCCGCCGCGAGACGAGGACACCAUCGCCCACGGGUGCGCCCGUAGCUAAUGGCCACGAAGGGCCAAUCACGCCGCGGAACGACGCCGGGCCCUGGGUGUUUGACGGCAGUGGCGUGAGGCUGAGCUCGGAGAGCGCCCGCCCUGCGGGAGCUGCACUGAGUCAAGGCGGCGAGGUUCCUGCCUCAAGUAUCGAGGCUGCCGUACAAGCUGCCGGGGCACGCCUAGUGAGGGAAAAUGACGAUCCAUAA